This is a messenger RNA of Perkinsus marinus ATCC 50983, 1020 nucleotides long. RefSeq lists its product as hypothetical. The record is from RefSeq and is a predicted model, not a curated record. NCBI's taxonomy places the organism in Eukaryota, Perkinsozoa, Perkinsida, Perkinsidae. Gene Ontology annotation, molecular function: nucleic acid binding. The transcript has 10 exons. The coding region runs from base 1 to 1020 and encodes 339 amino acids.
AUGUCCCACUCUGCUGUGCCUCAUCAUUGCUUCGACAGCAACGACGGUCCCGACGACUCGUCCGUUCUGACUCAUCUGCCACCAGUAUGUGACUCCUGCGGACGUGUGGACUUCCAAGAUAUCUACACCUCCCUUCGCGUGCUGCAGUCCUUGGUGGAUCUCAUGGGAGCGGCUCCGACGAGCAAGUUCCAUUCGCAGGCGGAGAACCCGAGAGCAUCACCAGAUGGAAGAAAGGCGAACUGGGCAUCUCGCGAGGUCGGCUCUCAUGAAGGAAUAACGACUGUGAUGAUGAGACACAUCCCAAAUCGGUAUACGCAGGCCGAGCUGAUCGCCGAGGUAACUUUCACCGGAUUUGGUGGGACAUUUGACUUUUUCUACCUCCCCAUGGAUCACAGCACUAGAGCUAAUUUCGGCUACUGCUUCAUCAACUUUACAACGCCAGAAGUGGCUUCACUGUUCACACACCUUUUCAGCGGGAAGCAGUUGAACAUGUCAACGUCGAAGAAAAUCGUAGAAAUUGUGCCCGCUAAGCUGCAAGGUUUCGAUGCCAAUUUAUUGCACUACAGCAAGAAGGCCGUCUCCACUGACUCGAAGGAAGAGUUCCGCCCACUGUUCCUGGUUGAUGGCUAUCGACUAUCUUUCACUCGCGUUCCAUUACAAAAACCGAGAGAAAUGGGGAGGCAUUCGUCCAGACAGCGUUCUGCGUGUUCAAGCCCUGAGAGGAGCGACAAGGAGAAUCGAGUCGGUCUUGCCUCCAAUAUCGGGACUCUUCUCAAGAACGCCUGCCACUGUACUGGAGAUAAUCCAAUUUCAGGCGAGGAGAGACUGAUGGGGGAGCGUUACGCUCCUUUUGGGUUCAAUGAUGGCCAGGAGAGGUUCCGCUGGAUGAAGAACUCUAACGAGGCCUCAGACGAUCCUCCCUCGAUCCAAUCUCCCGACUUUCCAAUAUUCCUAGACGGUGAUCAUCCGUCGACUAUCGGUGAGACCAAUGUCUAUAUACUUAAGGCAGUUCGUGUAUAA